AUGAGUUUUAAGCCGUUCAACCCAGCUUUCGCUCGCAUCACAGGAUCGAGGCCGAGGCUUGAAGUAUGUCUCAAACAUACAGCCUAUCCUUUUGCACAUGAAGCAGGCGUGUAUCUUCCUUCCAAAAAGCAGCUUUUCAUUACGAGCAAUCGCAUUCAGACUGAGGACGGCAGCCAACGGAUUCAGAUCUCAAAAAUUUCCUUGGAUGGAAAAGAUGGCCCGGUACAAGAGGAAAUCACACCUGGUAUUCCCAUGGCGAAUGGUGGGGUAAACUAUAAAGACGGGAUUCUGUUCUGUAGCCAAGGGAAUAUGAAAAAGCCUUCCAGUUUGAUUUUCAUGAAGCCAGACGCCCCUUAUGAGUGUGUGACACUCCUGGACAGCUUCUAUGGGCGGGAGUUCAAUUCUAUCAACGAUGUUGUCGUCCAAAGUGAUGGUUCGAUCUGGUUUACGGAUCCCAUAUACGGCUAUGAACAGAAAUUUCGACCCAGGCCACAGCUUCCUGAUCAAGUUUAUCGAUUUGAUCCAAAUACUGGAUCGGUUCGAGUUAUGGCCGAUGGAUUUGGACGGCCAAAUGGCAUUUCUCUCUCUCCUGAUGAGAAGAUCGUCUACAUCACAGACACAGACCUCAUCCAUGGGGAUGGGACGGUUGAUAAAAGUCGUCCAUCUACUAUCUACGCGUUCGACAUUUCUCUGUACGAUAACGAACCAUUUCUCAUUAAUCGUCGUGUAUUCGCGAUGGCUGAUGAUGGUGCCCCCGACGGAAUAAAGUGUGAUCUUCAAGGAAAUGUGUACAGUGGAUGUGGCGACGGUAUCAAUGUUUGGUCCCCGGGUGGUGUUCUUUUGGGGAAGAUUCUCAUCCCGGGUGGAGUCAGCAACUUCUGCUUCGGAGAUUCAGGCAGUAUCCUAGCCUUGAAUGAGAAUAAGCUUUGGUGGAUUACUCUUGCUGUAUCUUGUCGUGGAUCACUUCUGAAGCUGUAA
Messenger RNA from Penicillium longicatenatum, 978 nucleotides. Its product is annotated as SMP-30/gluconolactonase/LRE family protein. The coding region runs from base 1 to 978 and encodes 325 amino acids. The transcript has 2 exons. Lineage: Eukaryota; Fungi; Ascomycota; Eurotiomycetes; Eurotiales; Aspergillaceae. The record is from RefSeq and is a predicted model, not a curated record.